AUGAUGAAUAUUCCCGGCCGUUUAACCAAUAAACAACUCCUGCAACAUUUGAUCUCUGAUAAGAAUAUUCAUUGCCUGUUUCGUCGUUCUACACAAAAUCCAUCAAUUUAUGAUGUCAACAAGCUUUCAGAAGAAUCUCAGAAAGAAGGCUCAAAAAUACGCUGGAGCGAGCGUUCUCCUUUUGGAUUGGCUGCACCAUUAGUGGCAUUUGCUCUUGGUGUAUGGCAGUUACAGAGAUUGCAGUGGAAAACAAAUUUAUUGAAAAAAAUAGAAGAUAGAAUGAAACAGGAAGCUGUACCAUUUCCAGAUGAUAAUUUGUCGUCAUUGGACGAUCUUGAAUAUGCAAAAGUGAAAGUAACGGGUGAAUUUCUUCAUGACCAUGAAUUUUAUGUGCAACCAAGGCAACGAUUUGAUAAAGAGGAAAAGAAAUCGAAAAUUCGACCUGCAGUAAAUAAUUUUGGUAGCCCUGGUGCACAAGUUAUCACUCCGUUUAAACUUCAUCCAUCGGGUCGAACUGAAGGACAAGUGCAAGGACAAGUUACCUUUGAUGCAGUAGUUCGUCAUACCGAAAAGAGGCCGUCCUUUAUUCGGCGAAAUGAUCCUGACAAUGACCUUUGGUUUUACACAGAUAUUGAACAAAUGGCAGAAAAACAUGGCACAUUACCCGUUCUUGUUGAUGCAUGUUAUGAAUCUAGUAUUCGAGGUGGUCCAAUCGGAGGUCAGACAAGAGUAAACCACAGAAAUGAUCAUAUGAUGUAUGCUUGUUUCUGGUUUUCAAUUGGAGCGGCAACUUUGUUUGGAUGGUUUCUUUAA
Brugia pahangi is the source of this 813-nucleotide messenger RNA. The record is from the annotation of a GenBank genome assembly. NCBI's taxonomy places the organism in Eukaryota, Metazoa, Nematoda, Chromadorea, Rhabditida, Onchocercidae.